UACGAGUGUUGUUGAAUGCAUCAUGACACUAGCAACGUUAAUAGCCUAGCCGGCUACCUCGGCUAAUCUGAUUUACCGUCUCUGUUAAACGGACGUAACGCAAGUCCCGGGAUUACCAUUUGCUCCAUAUCCAGUGAUUAACGCUAAAUAUAGGGGACAUUAAACAGCCGCUUGAUAACAGAAUGGCAUCGCUUGGGGAGCCCGUGCGGUUGGAAAGAGAUAUUAACCGUGCUGUUGAACUGCUUGAUAAGCUCCAGAGGACGGGGGAGGUGCCUCCCCAGAAGCUGCAGGCCCUGCAGAGGGUCCUACAGAGUGAAUUUUGCAACGCCGUCAGAGAAGUUUAUGAACAUGUUUAUGAAACGGUGGACAUCAACAGCAGUCCUGAAGUCAGGGCCAACGCCACAGCGAAGGCAACCGUGGCAGCUUUUGCAGCAAGUGAGGGACACUCACAUCCGCGUGUUGUGGAACUGCCCAAAACAGAAGAAGGCCUGGGAUUCAAUAUAAUGGGCGGCAAGGAGCAAAAUUCCCCAAUAUAUAUCUCUCGCAUCAUCCCAGCCGGCAUCGCUGACCGACAUGGAGGACUGAAGAGAGGCGACCAGCUUCUCUCUGUCAACGGGGUGAGUGUGGAAGGUGAGCACCACGAGAAAGCUGUUGAACUCCUCAAAGCAGCUCAGGGCUCAGUGAAGCUGGUGGUGAGGUACACCCCCAAAGUCCUCGAGGAAAUGGAGUCACGCUUUGAGAAAAUGAGGUCGGCGAAGCGCCGCCAACAGAACAGCUUCCCCCAGUAGGGUUUGUCUGUGUUGAUUCCCAACUCCCAUGUCUCUCCUCUUUUAGCCUUUGGGCCAUGUUCUCUCUUUCCUUCUCUCCCACUGCCCAAUACUGCUCCACCAACAUACUCAUUUUAGUUCCUUCUCACAUAUACCAUAUAUUAUACAUCUCCCCUAUUUCUGUAGCAUUUUUAAAUAUUUGCAAUUGUUACGUUGGAGACUAUAACUCUAGACAAACAUUAUACUGAUCAUGAUUGUCUGUGUAGGUGGUCACUCACACUUGUGCAUUAUUUUUGAAUUGACUAUUUGAAUGCAACUCUGAAUGAUUUUGAGACCAACUACACAUUUCAUUUGACUGGAAAGUUAGUGUUUUUAAAUAUUUUAUCACAGUCACUACCAAGUGCCUCAGGGCAAUCAUGUUUAUUGUAUGUACUGUGUUCACCAUUAUGUUUUUGAUUUUAAUGGUUUCAAAAUCAAGUACUGGUAAUUCAAUUCUUGUGGCAGGAAUUACUAAAUCAUUUGCAUCUGUUAUUCUCAAAGAGCUGUACUUGUAUAAAUACAUGGUGGCAAAUGUAGAAACCCUUCAGUUGUUCAUACUUAAAAAACGUGCAAUUUUUGGUUUAGUGAAGGGAAGCUUUAGAGUAUAUUUUGUUCUAAAUAGUUAAAGAGAACGCCGUAAGCAGGAUAAUAAGGGAAACCACCGAAAGGACACUUUAGAACAAAACUAUGUAUUAUCUAUACUCUGGACUAAAUUUAUACCAUACCACAUACCACAAUAUAAAAAGCUUAGCAGACACUACGUGAUUUAAUGGGGUUUCAGCAACCUUUGAACUAAACUGCUGCUGCCCACAGAGCCUCAAAUUUCUAAUAAUGAAGUAUUAAUUCUUCAUAAGCAAGUACUUUGACAUGAGAUAAACGCUGUUUGUUUGUACAUAAUGUACUUGCUUGCUUAACAUUUGUCUAAAAUCAAGCAACCUCUUUGGUCACAAUAAUGCCUAAUGUGAGCUUUCCUCAUUGUCUUGACUGCUGAUACUCCAUACUCCGACUUCACCAUGUUUUGAGGAUUAUGCUGUAAAUCUGCUGCAUUGGUGAAUUUGAUUUCAUUUUUUUCAGUUUUCAACGUUUGUUUAACAAUGUCUAACCUGAAACAUUAACUUAAUUAGGACCUGUUUGUACUGGUAGUUUUUGGGUUCUUUAACUGGUGCUGGGAUGAGAUGUAUACAAAAAUGUCUUGCCAUUUAAAUAACUAUUUAUUUUAUGAUGCUUUCACUCAAAAACGAGUACUCGCCUACUUUCAAUAUUUAGUAAUGCAAGUCUCUGACCUGCAUGUCACUACAGAUCUAUUUCCUUAAAAGUUUGUCACUAUUCUUUUUUCAACUCUUAACAGUCUCUGCGUCAUUAAAGCCAACAUUUUAAUGGCACCCACGUACUUUGUAUGUAAUAUACAAACCGAACAAUAUUUUUAAAAUAACAUGACUUAAGCCGGCUAACAUCAACCCCGAUAUGCUGUAUAUGUAGACCUUCCUCCCAUGUUUACAACACUUACAAAGUUAUUUUUAUAGUGUUUGUUGAAAGCACAAUAAGCUCCAACAUGGAUGUUCCUUAUUAUCAUGUGGAUUAUAAAUUCUAAAACUGAAUGCAAAACAAAUGAUCUAUGCAAAGUAAUUCAAAAAACUUUUGAAAUAUUCUGUAAUGGUGCAUAAUUAUUUUAUUGCAGAAUGUUAUUGGAAAUUAUUGCUUCAAGGCUGUGUGGACAAAUGUCUGUUUGGGAAUUCCGCACUAAGACACAUUGGGAUUAAAUUAUCAUAUCAAUUUGUAAAGCAAGUAACUUUCUCAUAUUUGUUACUGUCGAAAUGAAAGUCUCCAUUUGACACUACCAUUGCUGUCAAAUGAAUGGUGGUCAAGAUCCGCUACCAGUCAGACUUUUGGCCACAUUUUCUCAUUCCAUUUAAGGAGAGUGUGUCCAAGCUUUGGACUGGUGCUGUACAUGUAGAGGAAUAGGUUUGUGUGUGUUUUCAUAGGCCACUUAGUAUACUUCUGUUUUGAGGCAAAACAUUAAACAGGAAAGUGUCUUUACAUAGAAGUCGAAAUGUCUUAAAAUAAUGUAUUAUUUGUGUUUUAUUAGUUAGAUUCACCGCUUAAACACAUGAAUAGUAAAUCAGGACAAAAUGUAAUCUGACUUGUUCACACUCACAACUGAAUGUCACUGACCAUUGUCUGAAUGGGUUGCAAAAUGUAACUUUCUACCAGUGUCCCUUGUCUAUAUAUUGAUUGAUUAAUAGAGUAUUUUUUAUAAUAGCUUUCUUUUGAUAUUUUUCUCAAUUUUUAUAAAGGAAUUUCCUAAAUAUAAAUACAGAGUAAUUGGUACUUCCAUUUUGACUGUGUACCAGGACCAUCUCGGCCAAGUCUCUCCUAAAGCAGCGCUGUUUCUGGACUAAUGUUUGAACUUGACGUUUCCUUGAUCAGCUCCUUUCUGAGAUUUCAACUGAUUUGUCUUUUGUUUUUGGAACUGAAGCAAACUUGCAAAAUUUGUGAAAAAUGCAAGUUUGUCGUUUUUUAGGUGUAUUACCCGUGUUGUUAUUUUGUGUUCUGGUAUCUUAUCCAGUUUAUCGUUACUUUGAUGUAAAAUGUAAAAUGUUGUGAUGUAGAAAAAAAACAGUAAAAUAAACUGUCUAAAAAUGUGA
This is a messenger RNA of Pungitius pungitius (ninespine stickleback), 3451 nucleotides long. It is a transcript of the gene lin7c, whose product is annotated as lin-7 homolog C (C. elegans). Gene Ontology annotation, cellular component: synapse; cell-cell junction; MPP7-DLG1-LIN7 complex. The coding region runs from base 183 to 788 and encodes 201 amino acids. Gene Ontology annotation, molecular function: L27 domain binding. Gene Ontology annotation, biological process: protein localization to basolateral plasma membrane; neurotransmitter secretion; maintenance of epithelial cell apical/basal polarity. The transcript has 5 exons. NCBI's taxonomy places the organism in Eukaryota, Metazoa, Chordata, Actinopteri, Perciformes, Gasterosteidae. The record is from RefSeq and is a predicted model, not a curated record.